Molecule: messenger RNA, 1967 nt
Organism: Callorhinus ursinus (northern fur seal)
Lineage: Eukaryota; Metazoa; Chordata; Mammalia; Carnivora; Otariidae
Gene: TNFRSF1A
Product: TNF receptor superfamily member 1A
Biological process (GO): tumor necrosis factor-mediated signaling pathway; inflammatory response; prostaglandin metabolic process
Cellular component (GO): membrane raft; signaling receptor complex
Molecular function (GO): tumor necrosis factor binding; tumor necrosis factor receptor activity
Source: RefSeq, a predicted model, not a curated record
GGCUCGGGAGGGGUCGGAUUGGUGGGUUGGGGGCCGGGGGCCGCCAGAUCCGGGACUCGGGCGCCUCUGACUGAGCUCCAAAGGGUUACAGCCCUUCGCCCCCUCCUCCCGCCUCCUCCCUUCUCCGCCCCCAGGCUCUUCCUGUCCCGCAGUUGCAACACCCCAUCUGCCACUCUCCCUGCCCUCCCACCUCCUCGCUCCUCUCGGCUUUAAUUUUCUCCCAGUUCGCAGGACUCGGGCUCCAGCUCUGGCCUUUGGGGUUGGAGGACCCGGCCCGGGACCGAGCCGUGAUCUUCACCCCGGUCUCCACCUCAGCUCCCCUGCCCGCGGCCCCGGGCUCCUCUCGGGACCUGCCGGGCCCGCGCAUCCCGGACUCCGCCGCCGCCGCCGCCACUGCCUGAGCCCUGAUGGGGGAGUGAGAGGCCACAGCUGGCCGGACAUGGGCCUCCCCACCGUGCCUGGCCUCCUGCUGCCACUGGUGCUCCUGGCUCUGUUGGUGGAAAUAUACCCCUUAAGGGUUACGGCACUGGUCCCUCACCUCAGGGACCGGGAGAAGAGAGCUAUUCUGUGUCCCCAAGGAAAAUAUAUUCACCCUCGAGAUAAUUCCAUUUGCUGUACAAAGUGUCACAAAGGGACCUACCUGUACAAUGACUGUCCCGGCCCAGGGCUGGACACGGACUGCAGGGAAUGUGAAAAUGGCACCUUCACAGCUUCUGAGAACCACCUCAGACAGUGCCUCAGCUGCUCCAAAUGCCGAAAAGAAAUGAACCAAGUGGAGAUUUCUCCUUGCACUGUGUACCGGGACACUGUGUGCGGCUGCCGGGAGAACCAGUACCGGCAUUACUGGAGUGAAACCCUUUUCCAGUGUGUGAACUGCAGCCUCUGCCCCAAUGGCACGGUGCAGAUCUCCUGCAAGGAGAGACAGAACACCGUGUGCACCUGCCACGCGGGUUUCUUUCUAAGAGAGAAUGAAUGCGUCUCUUGUGUUCACUGUAAGAAAAACACAGAGUGCACAAAGUGGUGUCUACCCCCUGUGGAAACGGUUAAGGUCCCUCAGGACCCAGGUACCACAGUGCUGUUGCCCCUGGUGAUCUUCUUUGGCAUUUGCGUUUUAUCCUUCAUCGGUGUAAUGUGCCGCUACCAACGGCAGAAGCCCAGGUUCUUCUCCAUUGUUUGUGGGAAAUCGACACCUACAAAGGAGGGGGAGCCUGAGACCCUGGCCUCGGUGGCAGGUUUCAGUCCCACCACGAGCUUCAGUCCCAUCCCCAACCCCACCUUCAGCCCCAGGUCCGUCUUCACCCCUAGUGACUGGUCUAAGUUCAGGGCUGCAUCAGUCUCUGGAGAGAUGGCCUCACCCUACCAGGAGGCCGGCCCCAUCCUCACUGCGGCUCCAGCCUCCACCCCCAUCCCCACCCCUGCUCAGAAGUCGGAGGACAGCACCCACACUCAGUGCCCAGAAGCCGACCCAGCGGAUCCGGCGACUCUGUAUGCCGUGGUGGACGGCGUGCCCCCGUCGCGCUGGAAGGAGUUCGUACGGCGGCUGGGGCUGAGGGAGCACGAGAUCGAGCGGCUGGAGCUGCAGAACGGGCGCUGCCUGCGGGAGGCGCACUACAGCAUGCUGGCGGCCUGGCGGCGGCGUACGCCGCGGCGCGAGGCCACGCUGGAGCUGCUGGGCCGAGUGCUCCGCGACAUGGAACUGCUCGGCUGCCUGGAGGACAUCGAGGAGGCGCUGUGUGCCCCCGCCUCCCUCUCGCCGGCGCCCCGCCUCCUGCGAUGAGGCCACGCCCCGCCCCGGCAGGGGCCUGCCCUGAGGACCAAUGCCUCCUGGCGGGGCUGCCCGGAAGGACGGUGCAAGAUGCCCUUCGGACCCUUUUUUCUGGACGGGGGCCUUGGAACGGCAGGCAUGGCUGUCAGCCACCUACUUGGUGCUACUCUUUCAGUGUACAUAGAUUUUCUCAGCUGCCGGA